Molecule: messenger RNA, 2750 nt
Organism: Sardina pilchardus (European sardine)
Lineage: Eukaryota; Metazoa; Chordata; Actinopteri; Clupeiformes; Clupeidae
Product: zinc-binding protein A33-like
Exons: 7
Coding region: 225-1565 (446 amino acids)
Biological process (GO): protein ubiquitination
Cellular component (GO): cytoplasm
Molecular function (GO): ubiquitin protein ligase activity; protein binding; zinc ion binding
Source: RefSeq, a predicted model, not a curated record
AAAGAAGAAGAAGAUUUCAGACCGGCCAGAGUGGUGAGACCGGCCAAUCAGAUUCCCUUAAGAAAAAAAGAAAAAAACACCCACUUCCCCGAAUGAGGAAGUUUCUUGAGAGACGGAGUCAGCCUGCAGAUUGGGGGUCAUUUAGACCAAACCAUGUUUUUUCUUCAUCCUGUAAAAGGGAGAGUAAAAACUAACCGGACGUAUUAAGAUAUUCACAGAAGAAAAUGGCUUCUAAACUUGAAGAGGAGCUUUGCUGUCCCGUGUGCUGUGACAUCUACAAGGAUCCCGUCAUUUUGACCUGCUCUCACAGUGUGUGUAAAGCCUGUCUGCAGCAGUUCUGGGAGAGCAAAGGACACAGAGAAUGUCCCUACUGCAGGAGGAAGUGCUCUAAAGACUGGCAUCCUCCUAACAUGGCGUUGAGGAACCUGUGUGAGGUUUUCUUACAGGAGAAAAGUCUGAGUGCUUCAGGGUCUGAGGUGCUCUGCAGUCUGCACAGUGAGAAACUCAAGCUCUUCUGUGUGGAUGAUAAACAGCCUGUGUGUGUGGUGUGCAGAGACUCAAGAAAACACAGCAACCACAAGUUCCAACCUUUGGAUGAGGCAGCAGCUGACUUAAAGGAGCUGCUGAGGAUUAAACUAGAGUGCUUACAGAAGAAGCUGAAGGUCUUUGAAGAAGCACAUCUUACCUGUGAUGAAACAGCUAAACACGUGAAGACUCAAGCCCAGCACACAGAGGAUCAGAUCAAGGAGGAGUUUGAGAAGCUUCACCAGUUUCUACGAGAUGAAGAGGCAGCCAGGAUAGCUGCACUGAGGGAGGAAGAGGAGCAGAAGAGUCAGAUGAUGAAGGAAAGUGAGAAGAUGAUCUCAUCUCUUUCAGACACAAUCAGAGCCAUAGAAAAGGAGAUGGGAGCAGAUGAUGUCACAUUCCUGCAGAACUACAGGAGCACAGUGGAAAGAGCCCAGUGCACACUGCAGGAUCCAGAGAGGGUUUCAGGAGCUCUGAUCAACGUGGAGAAACACCUGGACAACCUGAAGGUCAAGGUCUGGAAGAAAAUGAUUGCUCCUGUGACUCUGGAUCCCAACACUGCACACCCACGGCUCAUCCUGUCUGAGGAUCUGACCAGCGUGAGAGUUGUUAAAAAUAACCCAGAGAGGUUUGAUGAGUAUCGCAGUGUCCUGGGCUCUGAGGGCUUUAACUCAGGGACUCACUGCUGGGAUGUGGAGGUUGGGGAGAACACAUGGUGGAGUGUGGGUGUGAUGACCGAGUCUCUCCAGAGGAAAGGAAAUAUUAGAUCCAAGAGUGGACGGUGGAUCAUGUGGUACAAUAGUGUUGUGUAUGGAGUACGUGCUCCUCCCAAUGCUGACAUUCCCCUCAAAGUGCAGCAGAAACCCCAGAGGAUCAGAGUGCAGCUGGACUGGGACAGAGGAAAGGUGUCAUUCUCUGACCCUGAUAAUAACACACACCUACACACUUUCACACACACUUUCACUGAGAGAGUGUUUCCGUACCUCAGUACUGUUUGUGAUCUCUGUCCUCUGAGGAUCCUACCAGUGAGUCCUCAGUAAGAUCAGAGCAGCACUGACGGAGCUGAUGGUGUCUCUGACUGGACUCUCAUGAGGCCAGUAGGUGUGAUUGUGGAGCUGUGCUGAAUAUAACACACUUAAACCAGGAGAUGUAUACUAAUGAUGGGCGAGUACACAAAUAAUGGCCGAGUAUACUAAUGAUGACCGUGAGUCAGAUUUGAACUCUGAAUGUAACACACGUAAACCAGGAGAUGUAUUGAUUCAUUAACACACCGAGCAUACUAUUGAUGGCCGAGUAUAUUAAUGAUGGCAGAGUAUAUUAAUGAUGGCCGAGUACAGUAUAUUAAUGAUGGGUGAGUAUACUAAUGAUGAGUAUACUAAUGAUGGCCUUGGGUCUGGAGAUGUGUUGAUUCAUUAACACACCAAGUAUACUAAUGAUGGCCGAGCAUAAUGAUGACCUAGCAUACUAAUGAUGGCCGAGUAUACUAAUGAUGGCCGAGCAUAAUGAUGACCUAGCAUACUAAUGAUGGCCGAGCAUAAUGAUGAUGGUCGAGUAUACUAAUGAUGGCCGAGUAUACUAAUGAUGGCCGAGCAUAAUGAUGACCUAGCAUACUAAUGAUGGCCGAGUAUACUAAUGAUGGCCGAGCAUGCUAAUGAUGACCGAGCAUACUAAUAAUGGCCGAGUAUACUAAUGAUGGCCGAGCAUGCUAAUGAUGGCCGAGCAUACUAAUGAUGACCGAGUAUACCAAUGAUGGCCAAGUAUACUAAUGAUGAGUAUACUAAUGAUGACCGUGAUUGGAUGCUGAAGGUAAAGAGGGCGGGGCAGAGCAAGAUUGGAGCUGUAGUUUGGCUAACGUAACUUUAACUUUAAUGUACAUGUAAAGUUAUUAAAUUGAUUGAUUACUUAAGCCAGUGGUUCUCAAAGUGGAGUCCAGGGACCCCUUGGGGUCCGUGACCCAUAGCCAAGGGGUUCGCAAAACAAUUUGCUUGAAAUUAUAAAGUUAACAUUUUAAAAUGUUGAUGCCCUUUUCACCCAUAAAACAAGCAAAUUGUGUCUAUUUGGUCCUACCCACAAAAUACCUUGGGAUGGUGGACCCGGCCACAACUUCUGAAAAUAUGAAUGGUUAACUGUUACAGUUAUAAGGGGGUCCUUGUAAAAUGUUAUACCCCAAAAGGGGUACAGAUUGUGUACGUAGUCUCGUGAUCUGGUGUGAUAUUGACACAAAC